Messenger RNA from Nomascus leucogenys (northern white-cheeked gibbon), 983 nucleotides. Its product is annotated as natural cytotoxicity triggering receptor 3 ligand 1-like. Bases 117 to 983 code for a protein of 288 amino acids. The transcript has 2 exons. The record is from RefSeq and is a predicted model, not a curated record. NCBI's taxonomy places the organism in Eukaryota, Metazoa, Chordata, Mammalia, Primates, Hylobatidae.
UUUCGUUUCGGUGACAACCGACUCAAAGGGUCUGACUCACAGCAUGGUCAUCAGCUGGUAGGGGACGCCCUGCCCAGCCCUUUGCCAUAUAUUUCCGUAAACCCCCUCUUCUCAUAAUGGGAGCCUCUGCAUCCCUGCCGGCCGACUCUCCCUUACAAUGCCUUUUAAAUAACUUAUCAGCCCUUGGUUUGGCUGCUGAUCUCAAACCUACACGCCUCAUUAAAUUGUGCACUCAAAACUGGCCCACCUACCCCCUAGACAACCAAAACAGAUGGCCCACUUAUGGGUCCUUUGAUCCCAACCUUCUCUGGGAUCUCUACAACUAUUGUGAGCGAACAGGAAAAUGGGCAGAGAUCCCCUACGUUCAUGGCUUCUUUCUUCUACGGGACAAACCCAACCUCUGCCUCCCUUGCAAGCCGCAACACCUUAUCGCUGCUCUCAAGCUACCAACCUCUCCUUCCGCUCCCGACUUUGAUCCGGCCGACGAACCCCCCCCAUACCACCACCCUCCACCUCAUCUUCCGGUCACCGCUCAACCGGUUGAAACCGGCUACCAACCCGGACCACACGAAGAACCAAACUGCUUACACCCCGCUCUCAUGCAUCUCCUAAGUCCUCUUCUCUGGCUUUCCGCCUCUCACAUCUUUACACUUGCCUCCGCCGGUGGGCCCUCUUCCCAGCCCUAUUCUCACUAUGAUAGAAAAUGGCUGGGACCCUCUCUUCCACAUGUUCCCCUUCGCCGUCUGGCUCCCACAUCAACAAACACACCCCCUACCUAUAUUAUCAUGGACGUCAUGUCUAACGAAGUCUUCAUGUAUAGCGCCCUACUGCUUGGCCUCAUACUCAUACUGUACCCCACGCACAACCCUGACAUUUCUCCCUGUGCCCCCUCCCCACAGCGCCGCCACUCAGCAGGAAGCAGCCAGAUGAACCACGACACCCAUUUUCCCCCAUUUAAGAAAACAAAAAGGGAGAAAUGUUAG